CCGUGCGCGGGGACAUCCCCCGGGCUGUGCCGCCUACGGCUUCGUGUGUGACGGCACGCGGCUGCUGGUGUUCGGGGGCAUGGUGGAGUACGGCAAGUACAGCAACGACCUCUACGAGCUGCAGGCCUCCAGGUGGGAGUGGAAGCGGCUGAAGGCGAAGACCCCCAAAAAUGGGCCCCCCCCUUGUCCCCGGCUGGGCCACAGCUUCUCCCUGGUGGGCAACAAGUGUUACCUGUUCGGGGGGCUGGCCAACGACAGCGAGGACCCCAAAAACAACAUCCCCCGGUACCUGAACGACCUGUACGUGCUGGAGCUGCGCCCGGGCUCGGGGGUGCUGGCCUGGGACAUCCCCAUCACUUACGGGGUGCUGCCCCCUCCCCGGGAAUCCCACACGGCCGUGGUGUACACGGAGCGCGACGGGCGGCGCUCGCGCCUCGUCAUCUACGGGGGCAUGAGCGGCUGCAGGCUGGGGGACCUGUGGACGUUGGAUAUUGAGACGCUGACCUGGAACAAGCCGAGCCUGAGCGGGGUCGCUCCCCUGCCCCGCAGCCUCCACUCAGCCACCACCAUCGGCAACAAGAUGUACGUUUUUGGGGGGUGGGUGCCCCUGGUGAUGGAUGACGUGAAGGUGGCGACGCACGAGAAGGAGUGGAAGUGCACCAACACCCUGGCCUGCCUGAACCUGGACUCGAUGGCGUGGGAGCCGCUGGUGCUGGAGACGCUGGAGGACAACGUGCCGCGGGCCCGCGCCGGGCACUGCGCCGUGGCCAUCGCCACCCGCCUGUACAUCUGGAGCGGCCGCGACGGCUACCGCAAGGCCUGGAACAACCAGGUGUGCUGCAAGGACCUGUGGUACCUGGAGACAGAGCGCCCGCCGGCGCCGGGCCGCGUGCAGCUGGUGCGCGCCAACACCACGUCGCUGGAGGUGAGCUGGGGCGCGGUGCCCACGGCCGACUCGUACCUGCUGCAGCUGCAGAAGUACGAGCUGCCCGCCGCGCCCGCGCCGCCGCCCGUGCCCUCGGUGCCCGCCAACCCCCCCAAGAGCCCCCUGGGGGGCGUGGGGCUCACCCUGCUGCCCCCGCCCGCCGCGCCCCCCAACCCGCCCGGCGUCGCCGCCGCCGCCGCCGCGGCCGCUGUGGGGACGGCGGGGACGGCGGCGGGGACGGCAGGGACAGGCGGCGGCGGCGGCACCGCCGGGGGGGUGGCGGCGGUGGCGGCGGCCACGGCGGGGACGGCGGGGGCGGUGGCGGCGCCCCCCGGGGCCACCCUGCAGGUGCUGCCCGCGGCCGGGGGGGCAACGGCGGCGGCGGCGAGCGGAGCGGCCACGGCGGGGAGGGCACCUGGUGUCCCGGCGGUGCUGAAGGUGACCGGUCCCCCUGCGGCCACCGCGGGGCCCCCGUUGGUGACGGUACGCUCGGCCGGGCCCGGCAAGGCCCCGGUGACGGUGACAUCGCUGCCCGCCGGCGUCAGGAUGGUGGUGCCCACCCAGAGCCCCCAGGGCACGGUGAUCGGCAGCAGCCCCCAGAUGAGCGGCAUGGCCGCCCUGGCCGCAGCGGCCGCGGCCACCCAGAAGAUCCCCCCGGCCUCGGCGCCCACCGUGCUCAGCGUCCCCGCCGGGGCCACCAUCGUCAAGACGGUGGCCGUGACCCCCGGGGCCACCACCCUGCCCGCCACCGUCAAGGUGGCCUCGUCACCCGUCAUGGUGAGCAACCCCGCCACGCGCAUGCUGAAGACGGCGGCGGCCCAGGUGGGCACGGCGGGGGCGUCACCCGCGGCCACCAACGCGGCCACCCGGCCCAUCAUCACCGUGCACAAGUCGGGGACGGUGACGGUGGCCCAGCAGGCCCAGGUGGUCACCACCGUGGUCGGAGGGGUCACCAAGACCAUCACGCUGGUCAAGAGCCCCAUCUCCGUGCCGGGGGGCAGCGCCCUGAUCUCCAACCUGGGCAAGGUGAUGUCGGUGGUGCAGACGAAACCUGUGCAGAGCUCGGCUGUCACCGGGCAGGCCUCGAGCGGCCCCGUCACCCAGAUCAUACAGACCAAGGGCCCCCUGCCCGCGGGGACCAUCCUGAAGCUGGUGACGUCGGGGGAGGGGAAGCCCACCACCAUCCUGACCAGCACGCAGGCGGGGGCGGGGGCGGCCAAGCCCCCCACCAUCCUGGGCAUCAGCAGCGUGUCCCCCAGCACCACCAAGCCCGGCACCACCACCAUCAUCAAAACCAUCCCCAUGUCGGCCAUCAUCACCCAGUCGGGGGCUACCGGUGUCACCAGCAGCCCCGGGAUCAAGUCGCCCAUCACCAUCAUCACCACCAAGGUGAUGACCUCGGGCACCGGCACCCCCGCCAAGAUCAUCACGGCUGUCCCCAAGCUGGGCGGGGGACACGGCCAGCAGGGCGUGACACAGGUGGUGCUGAAGGGAGCCCCGGGCCAGCCGGGGACCAUCCUGAGGACGGUGCCCAUGGGGGGCGUCCGGCUGGUCACCCCCGUCACCGUCUCGGCCGUCAAGCCCACAGUGACCACGCUGGUGGUCAAGGGCACCACCGGUGUGACCACGCUGGGGACGGUGACAGGGACAGUGUCCACCAGCCUGGCCGGAGGGGCAGGUGGCCACAGCGCCACGGCCUCGCUGGCCACCCCCAUCACCACGCUGGGGACAAUCGCCACCCUGUCCAGCCAGGUGCUGAACCCUGCGGCCAUCACGGCCACCGCGGCCGGGGGCGGCCUGGGGACACCGACCAUCACCAUGCAGCCGGUGUCCCAGCCCACGCAGGUGACGCUCAUCACCACGCCCAGCGGCGUCGAGGCCCAGCCCGUCCACGACCUCCCCGUGUCCAUCCUGGCGUCCCCGACGGCCGAAGGUCCCCCCGCGGCCACCUCGGGGGGCGGCAGCCUGGCCGAGCCCCCCCCGGCCGAGGCCGCCCCGGGCACCGUCACCCUGGUGUGCUCCAACCCGCCCUGCGAGACCCACGAGACGGGGACGACCAACACGGCCACCACCAGCCUGGUGGCCAACGUGGGCACGGGGACGGGGGCGCAGCUGCAGCUGCAGCUCUGCGAGGACGCGGGCGGGGGGACGGCGGUGGUGGCAGCGCCGCCCCGGGCCUGCUCCAACCCCCCCUGCGAGACCCACGAGACCGGGACCACCAACACCCCCACGGCGGCGGGGACGGCGCGCUUGGGGACGCCGGGGGCGCCGCCCUGCCCCACGCAGCAGACGGUGGCCACGGGGACGACGAUGACGGCGCGGUUGUGUCCCCCCGAUGGUGGCGGCGGCGGUGGUGGUGGUGGUGGCAGCGGUGUCACCUCGUGCCAAACGCAGGAGGCCGCCCCGUGCCAAACGCCCUGGGGACAGCCUGAGGUGGGGACGGUCACUGCGGCCACCACGGCGAGCUGUGAGAGCCCCGCGGGGACACGGCUGUGUGCCAACCCGCCCUGCGAGACCCACGAGACGGGGACAACCAACACGGUGACGGUGACAGGGACACGGCUGUGCUCCAACCCUCCUUGUGAGACCCACGAGACGGGGACAACCAACACGGUGACAGUGACAGGGUCACAGCUCUGCUCCAACCCGCCCUGUGAGACCCAUGAAACAGGGACAACCAACACGGUGACAGUGACAGGGACACGGCUGUGCUCCAACCCUCCUUGUGAAACCCACGAGACGGGGACAACCAACACGGUGACAACCACGGGGACACGGCUCUGCUCCAACCCGCCCUGUGAGACCCAUGAAACUGGGACAACCAACACGGUGACAACGACAGGGACACGGCUGUGCUCCAACCCUCCUUGUGAAACCCACGAGACGGGUACAACCAACACGGUGACAGUGACAGGGUCACAGCUCUGCUCCAACCCGCCCUGUGAAACCCACGAGACGGGGACAACCAACACGGUGACAACGACAGGGACACGGUUCUGCUCCAACCCGCCCUGUGAGACCCACGAGACGGGGACAACCAGCACGGCCACCACCACCACGGCCACCUCGCGCCCCCCGCCCGAGUCGGGGACAGCAGCGGUGCCACCGCCUCGAGGUGUCCCCCCCUGCUCCAACCCCCCCUGCGAGACCCACGAGACGGGGACGACCAACACGGUGACAACGACAUCGUCGCAGCUCUGCUCCAACCCUCCCUGUGAAACCCACGAGACCGGGACCACCAACACGGCCACCACGGCCACCGCGGGCUCCCGGCCGGGUGACACCACCACGGCCACCAGCGCUGCCACCACGGCCACCACCUCCAGCACGGGGGGGUCCCCGCCUUGUGCCAACCCCCCCUGCGAGACCCCCGAGAGCGGGACCACCAGCACGGCCACCACCAGAGCGGGCUCCUCGCCCUGCCAGAGCCACCAGAGCGGUGCCACCGGCACGGCCGCCACCGAGGGGGUGACACCGCCCCCGCCCUGUGCCACCACCGCUGCCACCAGCCCCCCCCGCGCCUGCUCCAACCCCCCCUGCGAGACCCACGAGACGGGGACAACGGCCACGGCCACCACGGUCACCGCCAGCAUGGGCGCCAGCCAAGAGCCCCCCCCGCCGGCUGCCAACGGGCAGGGGGAGGGGGAGACCCCCCCCAGCGAGGCCGGGGGUCCCCCCGUGCCCCCCCCCGGGACCCCCAGCCCCGGCCCCAGCGGCGGCACCGGGACCCCCCAGCCCCGGGCGGUCACCACGGUCACUCAGUCCACGCCAGCGCCGGGGCCGGCCGUGCCGACCAUCUCGUCGCUGACCGAAUCCCCCCCGGCACCCCCCGAGACCCCCCCAAGCACCACCACCACCACCACCACGCCCACCCCUCCUGGAGACCCCCACCCAUCCCAGGACCCCUCCUCAGCCUCGGCCACGUCCCCGUCGCCCCCCGGGCCCGAGGCCGCGCCCCCUGCCCAGGCCGGGUCGGAGCCCGGGGGCUCCCCGGAGCCGCUGGCCGUGGUGGUGCUGCCCCCGAGCGCGGCCGAGGGCGGCCCGGCCGAGGGGCUGGCGCUGCCCCCCGAGCUGCUGGCCGAGGCGGGGGGCGCGGGGGGACCCCCGGGGCUGACCCCCGAGGAGCUGGCGGUCACCGCGGCGGCCGAGGCGGCGGCGGCGGCUGCGGCCAGCGAGGAGGCGCAGGCGCAGGCCCUGGCCAUCCAGGCCGUGCUGCAGGCGGCGCAGCAGGCCGUCAUGGGUCAGUCUGGGGGGGCCGAGGCCCUGGCCAUCCAGGCCGUGCUGCAGGCGGCGCAGCAGGCCGUCAUGGGUCAGUUUGGGGGGGCCCAGGCCCUGGCCAUCCAGGCCGUGCUGCAGGCGGCGCAGCAGGCCGUCAUGGGCACAUCGGAGCCGCUGGAGCCCGGCGAGCCCGGGGGGGGCCCCUCGGAGCUGGGGGGCGCCCUGGGGGUCUCGGAGGCCGCGGGGGGCGCGGGGGGGGCGCUGCCCCUGGUGCUGACCCAGCAGGACCUGGCGGCGCUGGUGCAGCACCAGCAGCACCUGGCCGAGGCCGGGACCCCCCCCGCGGCCCCCCCCGCGCCCCCCGCCCCCGCCCCGCCCCCUCCCGCCCCCGCCGCGCCCCCCCAGGCGGCCGCGCCCCCUCCCCAUUUGCCCACCGAGGCCUUGGCCCCCGCCGACAGCCUCAACGACCCCGCGGGCGACGCCAACGGCCUGGGGGAGCUGGGCACGGUGCCCGGGGGGGGCGCCCCCGCCGCCCUGCUGCCCCCCCCCGGCGACGGCCUGGCCCCCUCGAGCGCCUUCGUGGCCCCCCCAGGCCCCACGGUUGCCCCCAGCCCCGCCAAGCUGCAGGCGGCCGCCGCCCUGGCCGAGGUGGCCAACGGCAUCGAGAGCACCCCCGUGAAGCCGGAGCCAGGGGCGCCGCCCAAGGCGCUGCCCAAGAAGGAGAACCAGUGGUUCGACGUGGGCGUCAUCAAGGGCACCACCAUGAUGGUCACCCACUACUUCCUGCCCCCCGACGACGCGCCCCCGGCCGAUGACGACGCCUCGGGGGUCCCGGACCACUCGCAGCUGCGCCGCCAGGAGCUGCAGCCGGGCACGGCGUACAAGUUCCGCGUGGCCGGGCUCAACGCCUGCGGCCGCGGGCCCUUCUCGGAGCUGUCGGCCUUCAAAACCUGCCUGCCCGGCUUCCCCGGGGCGCCCUGCGCCAUCAAGAUCAGCAAGAGCCCCGACGGGGCGCACCUGACGUGGGAGCCGCCGUCGGUGACGUCGGGGCGCAUCGCCGAGUACUCGGUGUACCUGGCCAUCCAGGGGGGGCCCGGGGGGGGCCCGAGGCGCGCGGGGGGGGGCGCCCAGCUGGCCUUCAUGAGGGUCUACUGCGGGCCCAGCCCCUCGUGCCUGGUGCCGGCCUCCAGCCUGGCCAGCGCCCACAUCGACCACACCACCAAGCCGGCCAUCAUCUUCCGCAUCGCCGCCCGCAACGACAAGGGCUACGGGCCCGCCACCCAGGUGCGGUGGCUGCAAGGUGGGUCUGGGGGCUCUGAAAUGAGUCUGGGGGCUGCGCACCCCCUGGGGGAGGCUGUGGGAGCAGGAUUGUCCCCCUGCAGUGACAAGGGCUAA
Messenger RNA from Melozone crissalis (California towhee), 6538 nucleotides. It is a transcript of the gene HCFC1, whose product is annotated as host cell factor C1. Gene Ontology annotation, biological process: regulation of DNA-templated transcription; chromatin remodeling. The record is from RefSeq and is a predicted model, not a curated record. NCBI's taxonomy places the organism in Eukaryota, Metazoa, Chordata, Aves, Passeriformes, Passerellidae. Gene Ontology annotation, molecular function: transcription coactivator activity; protein binding. Gene Ontology annotation, cellular component: histone methyltransferase complex.